AUAAUAAACCGGCAAUAUGCCAAUCACUCGAAACAGUAGAAAACGGUUACAUUUAUUAUAAUUUGAAGGAUGGUGAAAAGCAUUUGGGUAGCACAGCCCAUCUAUUAUGUAAGCCUGAAUUUGUUCCUGUCGGUUACAAUGUUAGCACAUGCUGCUAUGAUGGAAUUUGGCGACCCGAGCUUGGUUCGUGCAAAUUGAUGCAAGAACAUAAAUUUUUCUGUAAGCCAUAUGCUUCAACAAGAAUACCAGAACUUGAAUACAAUCCACCGCUACGGGUGAUAGCGCUUGAUUCCACAGUAACCCUGAAAUGUGCAAUUGGUCAGCGACUUCAGGGCAAUGGGAAGUCUAAAUGUGUGGACGGCUUAUGGACACCAACCUUGGGCACUUGCGUUGACGAAGAUAAGAUAGAUAAUGAUUGA
This is a messenger RNA of Loa loa (African eye worm), 419 nucleotides long. RefSeq lists its product as hypothetical. NCBI's taxonomy places the organism in Eukaryota, Metazoa, Nematoda, Chromadorea, Rhabditida, Onchocercidae. The transcript is spliced from 3 exons. The record is from RefSeq and is a predicted model, not a curated record. The annotation marks the transcript as partial.